CCCCGCUCCCCGGGAGUUAACCCGAGGCUUCGGCGCGGGCGCGCAGUCUGUGGAGCAGCGGCAGCAGCGGCGGCGCGGGCACGGAGUCCAGCCCGCCGCUGACAUGGCCACGGUUCGAGAGAAGGCGGCGGCGCUGAACCUGUCGGCUCUGCACAGCCCUGCACAGAGACCUCCGGGUUUCAGUGUGGCCCAGAAGCCAUUCGGAGCCACGUACGUGUGGAGCAGCAUUAUAAACACCCUUCAAACCCAGGUGGAAGUGAAGAAGCGAAGGCACCACUUAAAACGGCACAACGACUGCUUCGUCGGCUCGGAAGCCGUGGAUGUCAUUUACUCCCACUUAACUCAGAAUAAAUUCUUUGGUGAUGUCGAUAUUCCUCGGGCCAAAGUGGUGCGAGUGUGUCAGGCACUUAUGGACUACAAAGUAUUUGAAGCCGUUCAAACUAGAGUCUUUGGAAAGGACAAGAAGCCUACAUUUGAAGAUAGCAGUUGCAGCCUUUAUAGAUUCACAACAAUACCUAAUCAGGAUAAUCAGUUAGGCCAUGAGAACAAAGUGCAUUCGCCUUCCAGGUACUCAGAUGCAUCGUUUAUGUCAUCUGAUAUCAAGUCGGACAGUUUGGAGGACCUGUGGGAGAACCUGAGUCUAAAGCCUGCCAGCUCCCCUCACAUACAUAUCUCUACCAGGCUCUCUCCUCAAGUUAUCAAUGAAGUAUGGCAAGAGGAGACGAUUGGACGGCUGCUACAACUUGUCGACCUUCCAUUUCUUGACUCCUUACUCAAACAGCAAGAGGUCGUACCUAAAGCCCCUCAGUCUAAGAGACAGCCUGACAUGGUCAACACCAGCAACUAUCUGGAUCGAGGAAUUCUCAGGGCCUAUGGUGACUCUCAGGAAGAUGAAUGGAUCUCUGCAGCCAUCGACUGCUUGGAAUACCUUCCCGACCAGAUGGUUGUGGAUAUAAGCAGGAACUUUCCUGAGCAACCAGACAGAACAGACUUAGUGAAGGAACUUCUGUUUGACGCUAUUGGCAGAUAUUAUAGUACUAGGGAGCCUCUGUUGAACCACCUGUAUGAUGUUCAUAAUGGGAUAGCAGAGCUCCUGGUAAAUGGGAAGACGGAAAUGGCGUUAGAAGCCACGCAGCUGUUUCUGAAGCUUCAGGACUCCCAGAACAGGGAGGAGUUUAGACGGCUGCUUUACUUCAUGGCUGUUGCAGCAGAUCCUUCGGAAUUUAAAUUACAGGAAGAAAGUGACAAUCGGAUGGUAGUGAAAAGGGUAUUCUCAAAAGCUAUCGUCAACAAUAAAAAUGUAUCCAAAGGCAAAACCGAUCUUCUUGUGCUCUUCUUAAUGGAUCACCAAAAAGAUGUUUUCAAGAUUCCUGCAGCUCUACAUAAAAUUGUUAGUGUUAAGCUUCUGGCCAUACAAAAAGGAAGAGAUCCUAAUAAAGACACAGGCUAUAUUUAUUGCCAGAGAAUUGAUGAAAGUGAGUAUUCUAGCAGUACAAAGAAGAAAACCAAAGAUCAACUGUUGAGCUUACUAAAGACUAUUGAUGAGGAUUCAAAACUCUCUGCCAAAGAGAAGAAGAAACUGCUAGGCCAAUUUCGUAAGACUCACCCAGACAUCUUCACUGAGUAUUUUGGAGACUGAGUUUCUAAUGUCUGUGUAUGUGUAUUGUAUUUUAAGGGCAGAUUAUGUAGCCUAAAGAAAUUUUAAGCUUGGAUGUCUAAAUAUGAAGUUGUACAUUUUUGAAGUUGUAUUUAAUAAAAAAAUUUUUAUAUGUGUCAAAAA
Messenger RNA from Mus musculus (house mouse), 1780 nucleotides. It is a transcript of the gene Depdc7, whose product is annotated as DEP domain containing 7. Lineage: Eukaryota; Metazoa; Chordata; Mammalia; Rodentia; Muridae. The record is from RefSeq and is marked validated. Bases 104 to 1639 code for a protein of 511 amino acids. Gene Ontology annotation, biological process: intracellular signal transduction. The transcript is spliced from 9 exons.